ACGUCCUGCCGCUUGGUUCAGUUUUCAUUAUUCUUGUAAAAAGGGAGCAGACUGAAUAAACACCCGUUUAACACUUUGAACUUGUUGUAGUCGAAUCAAAAUAAUAGUUUGUGAGCUUCUUAGAAGUCACUAAUGAGCUGUGACCUAAUUGAAAAUUGCCUUAUUGAGCAGGCUGAUAAUUUAACAUUUAGAAGAAAAGAAAAGGUGCGUUUCUUAUGAUUAUUUUCUCCUUUGCCGCCAAUGUGAACUGCAUUUAUAAAUCUAACUAAUAAGAAAUAAUUACAGUGUGCCUUCUAAUUUUUUUUUUGUCACUCUAUCUCCAACUGUUGUCACUUUGUUCUUGUGUGGUAUUUUUGUUGUCUGUUGUCUUUGGCCUAUUUAAUGUCUGUUUGCUGCGUGCUAUCUGUGUCCUAUUUAAUUUAUUUUCUUGCUACUGUCCCCCCCCCCUUCAUUUAUUUGUGUGUCAUUUUUAUAUUUCCCCAACGGGGAUCAAUAAAGUAUUAGCUUAUCUUAAUUACUUACAGUCUAUUCUUAAUUCCACUCCCACAUAAACUUGUUAACUAACUUCAAAUGUGUUCAGCAUGACAAAGGAACAGGCCAGGACUUGUGACUUGCCUGUCAGUUAGCAGUCAAACAUUCGUUGGUGUCUGGACUAUCUGGGUGGAUGGUGACGGAAGAGGCAUAAGCGAUUACACCAACAGGAAAGAAACGUGGUGAACGCACCAUGGAAAUGACAGAAAUGGUGGGAAAGACAGAAACGAACUCAUCCUUCCUGGACUCAGAGUUCCGUUAUGUGCUCUUCCCUGUUGUCUAUGGCAUCAUCUUCAUCGUGGGCAUCUUCGCUAACAUCUACGUACUCUUUGUCCUGCGCUGCCUCCGUGAGUCCAGGGGAAUGGGAGAAAUCCGCAUCUACAUGACCAACUUGACUGUCGCAGAUCUCCUUUUUGUGUCUGCCCUUCCCUUUUGGAUCGGAUAUUACAGCCAUGGAGGUAACUGGAUCUAUGGAGAGUUCAUGUGCCGCCUCACCGGCUCGUUCUUUUUCAUCAACACCUACAGCACCAUCCUCUUCCUCGGGGCCAUUAGCGUCAACCGAUACUGGGCUGUCAUUCGGCCUCUGGACGUGGCCUCUUCCAACCACAGGUGUCGGGGGAUCACUGUGUGUGUUAUCAUCUGGGUGUUCACUUUGUCAAUUUCCAUUCCAUACCUGACGAGUACAGGAACGCAUCUUGAACCAUCGUCAAACAAAACUCGUUGUUUUGAGGAUUACCAGAAUGAAACUACUAAUGAGAAGCAAAAAGUGGCGAUCACUCAUUUUUUAAUAAUUGGAAUGUUCUUUAUUGUGUUUUUCUUAGUCGUGGUGUGCAAUUUGCUUAUUGCUCGAGCUUUACUUUCUCAAAAACCUCCCAGGGCUCAACUGCCAUCCGCAAGCACCGUGUCCCGCUCAGAUAAAAAGCCCAGAGGCGUGAAACGCAGAGCUCUGCAUUUGUUGCUGGCGGUGGUGGGCGUUUUCAUCGUGUGUUUCCUGCCCCAUCACAUAUUACAAGGAUUUUGGACGCUGGCAGUGCUGCAGAUCAAGGACGGCUGGGGCAGCGUGGACUGGAGCCAGAAAACUUGUCAGAUGCUCAACGAUGCACAUCAAAUCACCUUGGUUCUGAUGGGCUUCAACUGCAUUUUGGAUCCUGUGGUUUAUUACUUCGCCACAGGGAAGUUUAGAAAGUUCAUCAUGGCCCACAUUAAAAGGAUAGCAAAGGGAGAAGGAUGCUCGCAGUCAAUCCCUACACAGCUCUCCAUGGAUAGCAGGCAUCAGAGCCAGAAACUGCAGAGCGAGUACUGAUAGACAAAACUUACUUAAGGAAUUGUAAUAUAAUGUAAUAUAGAAGAUUAGCGGCAUGCAUUUUGUGGCAACCUCUCUGUUGCUUUAGUGCGAUUAGUGCUCGCCCUACUUUUUAAAGACUAUUUAAUGUGAUUUCAAACAUGAUAAUGAGGUGUUGCUCGCAGAGCAUUGCUCAGGCCACGCUAUCAACUCUUCCUCUGUGAAGUACAAACAGAAAAGCAGAAGUUUUGCAAGGGAAAAAAAAAAACUCUUCUCACAUACCUCACACACCACUCGAUACCUGCGAAUGUAUGAGAUCAACAUGAUGUGUAACAUUUUUUAGCUCUGUGCUGAACUGAAGCAGCGCUGCUUAAAUUCCCAUGUGGAAAUGUUGCAACUUUGCAUUUGCAAUAUAUUUUUGCGAGAUGUGGACUUUGUGACAAUGUAGUCUUUUUUUUCUUUUGCUUUUUUUGUACUAUAAACAUUUAUGUUGAAAAGAGUCCUGUUUGUUUGUUUCAUAUUUAUUGUGACGACUCAAAUAAAUUUUAAAUCUGCUAUACUGUCAAGGAGAAUGACAGCA
Mugil cephalus (flathead mullet) is the source of this 2393-nucleotide messenger RNA. RefSeq names its product platelet-activating factor receptor (gene ptafr). The record is from RefSeq and is a predicted model, not a curated record. The transcript has 2 exons. Gene Ontology annotation, biological process: chemotaxis; G protein-coupled receptor signaling pathway. The coding region runs from base 725 to 1834 and encodes 369 amino acids. Lineage: Eukaryota; Metazoa; Chordata; Actinopteri; Mugiliformes; Mugilidae. Gene Ontology annotation, cellular component: membrane. Gene Ontology annotation, molecular function: platelet activating factor receptor activity; G protein-coupled purinergic nucleotide receptor activity.